Molecule: messenger RNA, 8132 nt
Organism: Podarcis lilfordi (Lilford's wall lizard)
Lineage: Eukaryota; Metazoa; Chordata; Lepidosauria; Squamata; Lacertidae
Source: the annotation of a GenBank genome assembly
AUGCUUCUGUCAUUUUUCCUUUCACUGAUUCGGAAACACUGGGGCACUUUUACUUACUUUGCCUCUGUGUGUUUCGGGAAACACACUCUGCACGUGCUCUGGGACACCCUGUUCUUUCCGAUUUCUCUCGGUGCGUUGUUGGAUUGAGGGCUGGGGGUGAGUUCUGGCGCUGAAAGAGGGCGGCCCCCUCACCUUCUCUCAGACGGGCCAUCCCGAAGAGGAAAGAGACUCUGCUCGUUCUCAGAGGCACCCUGGGACCAAGGCCUGCCGCCUUCCAGACUUGAGCCGGGCAGGUGAGAAGCAGAUUGGGGGUCCAAGAAGCCACGACGACCACCGGGCGGGGGCGCGCGCGGAGCUUACGGGGGUCCUCUUCCUCGCUCCUUCCCCCUUUUCCUCCGUCUCUGUCGGAGCAGCCCUGACCCCUUCCUCCGUGCGCUCUGGGUCGGAGAGGCAAGCGGGGCGAGGGGGCGUCCGAGGCGGGAGGGCGCUGGGCUGGUCCUCUCCCCGCUGCCUCGCUCUCCCCUCCCUCCCUCCUUCCGUCCCCGCCCUCCCUCCGGUGGCGAGACGCGGCUGCGUUUUGCGUACGCCGAGGCAAAGGCAAAGGCAGCGCCGCCGCAGCCGGACCGAGCGGCCGUCGGAGCGCAGCGCCAGCGGGCUGGAGCCGCCCCGAAGCCACGGUGAGUGCCGCCGCCGCCGCCAGCCUGGCCGGGAGAGCGCGAGAGUCGCUCCCGCCGAGGGAGUCGUUCCCUGGGCCAUUCUGCUAGAGGUCAGCGCGCACCCUUCCUUGCAGCCCAGCGGCGAGAGCACCUCUGGGCAUGUACUGAGUGCGCGCCUCCUGGGAAGGUGGCGGGGGAAGGCAUUGCUUUUGCCCCAGCGCUAUUCUUUGGAAGGGUGGGACGCGAGAGCCCCGAGGAAGCACCUGCCCAGGCGGAGAGAGUGCCUCUGCCUGCGUGCAGAGUGCCUUUCCCCUGGCAGCCCAUCCGCAGCACCUGCGCUUCCCAGAAGGGGCGGUGUCCAGGUAGGCAGGUUUUAGAAAGAAGUUAAGCCUCUCUGACCCCCUUGCCGCAUGGAAGUGGGGGGUGGGAGGGAAGAGGUUUGGGGUCACCUCCCCCCACCCCGUUGCCCAAAUGAAAGAGGGAGGUCACCUGCCUUGCAGCGCCCAUUCCGCCGCCUGGGUGCCUUUGCUCGAUUUGAGGGCCAUGCAAAGUGCAGCUUUGCGCUCCCCGCACGCCCCCCCCCCCGACACCGCGCAGCAUUUCCCCUGCUCUUGUAGGGCAGCUGUCGCAGCCCGCUUCAGCCUUCCAUGGGGAGGGCAGAAGACCGGACAUGUGGAGCCACCAGUGCUUUGGGCUCAGCGGGGCUUGGGGAAGGGCGCCGUGGCCCCUCGGUGCACCAUGAUUUUGGGGGGGUUGUUGCCUGGUGUGUGGCCCUUGCGUGGCAGCGGGGCUGCACCUGCCGUGGGCGCCCGCCGUGCAUGCAAAGCAGCAGCGAAACGGUGGCGCCUCGCCUGUGCGUCUCGGCAGCGUGUGUGUGUAUGUGUGUCUUUGUGUGUGCGGGUUUGCGGUGGCAGGAGCCCUGUGGGAGGUGAUGCGCAGGUUGUGUGCAGAGGGCAAACUUGCAUUUCACCCCCACCUCCCACCCCCGCCCUGCGCGAAGGCUUUGGAUUGUAGAGCGCGCGCGCGGGGGGGGGGCGCUUGCCUUUGUGCGCGCCCCCUCUGCAGCACCGGGGCUUGCUCUGUCUAUCUCUCCCCAUUCGCCUUUUGUGUGUGUGCAAAAUCAGCAACAGCAGCAGCUGCGCGUGUUGAUAAAUGUUUGUGCCACUCAGACAAUCUGCUGUCAAUAUAUUUACCCUGCUCUCGAGGGCGGCUGUUGGGAAAUGGCAUUUUGCAACAUGCAAUUUUGCAAGGAGGCCUUUGGGUAUGCAUUGCGUUGGAGGUGCGGUGAAUGGAUGGGGGGGGUGCGGGAUGAGAAGAGAAAAUGAAAUCAGUUUGCAGGAAUCAGGAGGGGACGGGAGACCCUGAGAUGUGGGGUCUGAAGGGCUGUGCCUCUCUUGAAGCGGCGCCUCUCCUGUAGCCAACCGACCUGGCCUGCCAUCUCUCAGCUCCUGGCGCUCCUGCCUGGCUUUUGAGCAAAACUUGCCUAAAAAUAACUCCGCCAGCAAAAAACGCCAACCCACCAUUUCCGAGCACAAAGGCCUGUCUCAAAAGAUUAAUAAUAAUCUCCUUCUACGACAUAAAGACAUUCCUUACUCCACGCCGGGAUUCUGGGCGCUGCGCUGGAGAACUCCCUGCUGGGGGAAGGAGCAGCAGAUGCUUGCCCGCCUCUCUGCUUGAACACCUUCCAGCUCACAGGCCUGGGGGCCUCUUCCCCACGCACAACAACCCUGCGGGGUAGGCUGGGCCGAAAGACAAUGACUAGCCCAGAGAGGGACAUGGCUGAGUGGGGAUCUGCCUUGACCAGCCCUCUGGCUGGUCCAUGGAGGUAAUCCAGAGUCUGAGCAUCUCUGACAGGUGGUUGUGCAGACACAGCUUGAAAUCCUCAGGGCGGGAGAGCGGGCCUUCCGUCCCUCUCUCUGCACCAAGAAGUGUCCCCUAACAUUCAACAGAAAUCUAGAGGGCCUUCUUGGCAGUGGCACCCACCCUGUGGAACACCCUCCCAACAGAUGUCAAACAGAUAAACAACUGUUUGACUUUUAGAAGGCAGCCCUCUUAAGGGAAGUUUUUAAUGGGUGAUGUUUUACUGUUUUUUAAAAAAAUAUUUUGUUGGGAGCCGCCUCUUCUGCAUGGUGAUGAUGAGGAAAGCCCUUCUGGGAUUUGUAGGGGGCUUCUGUGCGUCCCCUCGCCCACCCCAAAGACCUCUUUUACCCAGGCUAAACAGGCUUCUACCCUUUCCAAGCACUCUACACCAGGGGGUGUCAGAAGGAGAAAGAUCUAUUGGAUCUAUUGCCUGCUCUCUGUGAUUUGCAAGUAUUUCUGACUCCCGGUGGUUUAAACAAAGCAACAGUAAAACGAUGCCGCCCUCAAUUAUCCUGCCGAAAUGAAGAUCACUUGUGGGAAUGAGAGCACAUUUUGUGUGAGCACACUUCAGUUCUGGUACUCAAAACAACAAAUCCCUGCGGCCAGAGUUCAGUCUCUGCUGGCAUCUGCAGGCAUCUGCCUGAAACCUUGGAGAGCUCCUGCCGGCCAGUGUGGACCAUACUGAGCUAGACGGAUAGCGGGGGUCUGAUUCAGUAUAGGGCAACUUUCUGUGUUCCUAAGGCCUUAGUGAUACAGCUCAAUAGAUUAGCAAGAGAAAGGGAGCAGCAUGUGUUUUCAGAAUGCAGCCAAAGUCAGGCUGUAGCUCAGUGGUUGAGCACCUGCUCUGCGUGCGGAAGGUCCCAGGUUCAAGUCCUACCAUCUUCAGGCAGGGCUGGGAGAGACUCCUUGUCUAAGCUGCUGCCAGUUCGUAUAGAUACAGAAUUGAGCUAAGACGGUGAGAGAAGUUUCCUAGUUCUUGUCUUGGGGGGGGGGUGUGCAGCUCUGUCAGCUCCCCGCAACCUUGGCAUUAAUUAUCAGCACCGCACUCUAACCAGCUGAGCUAUCCAGGCUCUGUUUUAAACACUUAAAAGUCUCCUUUUUUCUUGUAUUAACCAUGUUUAUCUAUUCAUUACAUUUCCACCUCUCCUUAUUUUCCUUUAAGGAACUCAAGGCAUGGUUCUCCCUCUCUUCAUUUUAUCCUCUAUAAUCAGCCCUGUGAGGUAGGUUAGGGUAGGAGAUAGCGAUUGGCCCAAGGUCACCCCGUGAAUUUCAUGGCCGAAUGAGGCUUUGAACCCUGGUCUCCCGGGCCCUUAGCGAGACACUCUGACCACCAUACCACAUUGAGAGGGAUGAGUGCGUUGUGUUUGGAUGUGCUGGUGUGACGGUCUGUUGCCUGCGGCAGGUGAAGCUUCUUAGACAAUGGAACUCCCUGCCACCAGAGGCAGUGAUGGGCACCAACUUGGCUUUAAAACAGGACUGGACAAAUUCAUGGAGGGACAGGCUGUCAAUGGCUAUGCACUCCCUCUGCAGUUGGAGGCAGCGAUGCUUCUGUUUGCCAGUUGCUGCAAAACACAGGGCGGGAGAGUGGUCUGGUGGUUGCAGGCUCCCUACAUGCAUCUGGUGGUCCACUGUGAAAACAGGAGGCUGGGUUAGACAGGCCGCUGGCCCGAUUUUUUUAGGCUCUUUUUAGGUUCUUAAGUUUCGCAGCCUACAACUGAGCUCUUUUCUCUGGGCGGCCAUGAGCUGCAGUCUCUCUGUUUAGGCCUGGCGUUUCCAGGGACAAGAGCCGCUGAGAGAGGCCAGUUGGAAUUCCCAGGCAGCGGAGGGGCCUGUCUAAAAUCAGCUGCCAGCCCUGAGUCAUCCCUUGGCAGAAGCUCUGGAGCCCAGUGUGCCUUUCCAACAUUCCUUGCUUCUUUCCCUUGCUUGGGACGAGGAGGAGGAGGAGGGUGGCAGGAUGGACAGGCGAGAGAAUCUGCUUGGGGAGGGGGGGCAGUAGUGACUUUGUGCCCUCGUCCCCCAAGGAGACCCCGUCCUUUUCUGCUCCUGCCCAUUUGCAGCAGGAGGAGGAGGAAGAGGAGGGCUGAGGAAAUGAAUUCCCCACCCCAGCUGUGCGUCGCCCUGUUUCCUCCUGAAUAGAGAGGCAGCAGCAAGAGGGGAUUGUGGUCCAACAUUUCUCCAGGGGACUGAAGAUUGCUUGGCUUGGGUUCAGAUGUCCAAAAGGAGGCAGAGAGGCCCUGCUCAGAGCCCGGAGUGCUGGAUCUUUUUCUCUGCUCUUGGAGUUGGAGAUGUAUGUGUGUGUAGCACAACACAAGUAGGACAAAAAUAAAGCAGAACAAUUUGUGUUGUAAAAAGUUACGGGUUUUCAGCAGGAAGGUUUGGGGUGUGCACCACCUGGAAGUGAGGCAGUGUGAUCACCCCAAAACCUUUGCAGGUGCAAGAAGUAAAAGUAAAAAAAAGGUAAGGGACUCCUGGACAGUUAAGUCCAGUCAAAGGUGACUGUGGGAUUGCGGUGCUUUCUGGGUCAUGUGGCCAGCAUGACUAAACCGCUUCUGAUGCAAUGGGACACCGUGACAGAAACCAGAGUGCACGGAAACACCGCUUAUCUUCCCGCCGCAGCAGUACCUAUUUAUCUACUUGCGCUGGUGUGCUUUCAGACUGCUAGGUUAGUAGGAGCUGGGACAGAGCAAUGGGAGCUCAUCCCAUUUUGGGGAUUGGAACCCGACUUUCUGAUCAGCAAGCCCAAGAGGCUCAGUGGUUUAGACCACAGCACCACCCGCGUCCCAAAGUGUCAAAAGUGGGAUGGUAUGUGACUGCCGUGAUAGCAUUGCGAGCACAAAUGAAUGUGCAAUAAGAAGGGGAUCAUAGGGGGAAUGUUUAAAUCUCAAAUUUAUUGCUUGUGGCCUGUCAAGUGGAGAUCCUCCCUAGAACAAGGAUUGGAAACCUGCCGUCAUCCCGAUGCUUCCAGCCUCCAACUCCCAUUGUCAGGGCCAGAUUUUAAGACCUUUAGAGGCCCUAAGUCAGGGUUUCCCAAACUUGGGUCUCCAGCUGUUUCUGGACUACAACUCCCAUCAUCCCUAGCUAGCAGAACUAGUGGUCAGGGAUGAUGGGAAUUGUAGUCCAAAAACAACUGGAGACCCAAGUUUGGGAAACACUGUCGGAAGCCCCUAAAAGAUUUUGGUGCCCCCAUGUAUAUCUGAUUCAAAUUUUCAACAAUAAUCAACCAUCAAAUGAAAUUUCAUUUUUCAAAAUGAAAUGAAACCUACCGUAAGAUGGAAAAUAAUGUUUAUUUUUCUAUAUUUGUAGAAAUAAUGUUUAUUUUUGUUCAGCUGCACCAUAUGGUCCGUAGCAAGUCUGGAAAUGGAAACUCUCUGCCGUGCCCACCUUAAGCACAUGCUUAUUUUGCUUAAUUGUUAAUCCAGCCUUGCCCAGAAGCCAGCAUAGGGUGAUAGGAGUUCUAGUACCACAAAAGCUGGAGCCCAGCCCCCACCUCGGUUCCCCACCCCUGUUGCAGAACCAAAUAUGUACCCCGAGGCUGGGGAAGUUCAGCAGCGAGCCACUGCAACAUGCCGGAGAUAGCAUUUGAGUUCAGUGUAUCGUUAAGGAUGAGGAUGAAGCAAAUGACAAGUCACCCAGUUCCCUUCUUCAAAGAAACAAUUAUUAUAUAAUCUGCCCCAGCAAGAGCAGCCCCCACUUAAAAGUCGUGGAGUAUGAUUCUGACAUCUUCUGUGGGUGGAAGAGACUCAACCCAGUGGCUUUCUCCAUCCUCUCGCCUGCCCUCAAAUGCUGCUUCCUUUCCCCCAUUGCUGUUCUGAGAUGACGCUGAGCACUUCCUGGGGGGGGGGUGUCCCCAAAGCAGCUAGUUCUCAGGAGGCUGUUUUGAAUGCUUCAGGGGGGUCCGUGUUGCCUUCAGGGCCCGACUUGCAGAGCUUUCUGGAGCAAUAGGCUUUCCGCUGUUGGAGGCAGUAUGCUGGGGUAGGUGGGCAGCACCAGCAAGACUGUCCUCACGGCAUUUGGGUGGUGGGGAGAAAGAGAGAUGCCAUGACUAGGAGACACAAUGUAGGUUGGGAGCUAAGGAAAUGUUGGCAUCCCAGAGCGAAGGCAGAAAGUGCCAUUCCCAGCUGGCUGAUAUUCCCACAACCAAACUACGAUGGUGACCACGUGCCUCUUUUUGCACCCUUACGCUUCUUAUCACACCGGCUGGGCUGCCAUUUUAUUGAUUCAUUGGUCAAUCUGAAAGUAUGGAGAUCCCACGUUUCAGGGCAAAGUGUACUCAAAGCAGGUGGCAAAGGAGAACGGAAACCAUAAAACAAAAAUUAAAAUACAAAUAAAGCAAUUCGGUUACAAAAAUAAACAGACCCAGAAAGAGCUGGAGACGAAGGCAGUUUAAAACGCCACCUUUUAAUAGAAUGCAGUUGGAAGAAACUAACAUUUUAAGGGUUUGUUCAAAACCUAGCCUAGCACUUCUUGGGGGAGAGGGUUCUACGUACAGGGGCCAGAACUAGAAAGGCCCUGCCUAUCAUAUCUGCCAGUCGGCUGGGUCUUUAUGUCAGAUCUGGGAGCAGGGCCUCCACUUCUUCCUUGCGGCCUGUUGUAAGCCUUGGGCAGGCUGCUCAUCAGGCAAGCUGAUCUCAAGCCGCUUGGCUGAUGUGCUAAUAGUGACCCAGUAACCCGGCAUGCUAUUAGGUAAAGGUAAAGGGACCCCUGACCAUUAGGUCCAGUCGUGACCGACUCUGGGGUUGCAGUGUUCAUCUCGCUUUAUUGGCUGAGGGAGCUGGCGUACAGCUUCCGGGUCAUGUGGCCAGCAUGACUAAGCCGCUUCUGGCGAACCAGAGCAGCGCACGGAAACGCCGUUUACCUUCCUGCUGGAGUGGUACCUAUUUAUCUACUUGUACUCUGACGUGCUUUUGAACUGGUAGGUUGGCAUGAACAGGGACUGAGCAACGGAAGCUCACCCCGUCGCGGGGAUUCGAACCGCCGACCUUCUGAUCGGCAAGUCCUAAGCUCUGUGGUUUAACCCACAGCGCCAUCCGCGUCCCUAAGGGGAGACCCCCCUAUGCACAGUCUUUCUCUGUCUCCCCCCACUCCAGUUGGGGUGGCGGCAGCUAUGAAUGAACAUUGUCCUUCCACCCUCCUUUUUGGAGACCCUUUUGCUGUGCCAUGGCGCAGAGACCCUCUUGCUGUGCAUGACUAAGCCGCUUCUGGCGAACCAGAGCAGCGCACGGAAACGCCGUUUACCUUCCCGCCGGAGCGGUACCUAUUUAUCUAUUUGCACUUAGACGUGCUUUUGAACUGCUAGGUUGGCAGGAGCAGGGACUGAGCAACAGGAGCUCAGCCCGUCGCAGGGAUUAGAACCGCCGACCUUCUGAUCGGCAGUCCUAAGGCUCUGUGGUUUAACCCACAGCGCCACCCGCGUCCCUGGCAUGCUAUUAAUCUGGGGAAAACCCCCCUCUGGGCUCCUGCACCCACUUCCCCCAGGCCAAGCCCCGAGGGAGGGAGAGCACACGCUCCUUUGUAACCUCAGAGAUGUCUGAAACCUCUUUCCUUCUCUCUUUUCAGGUUUUUGCCCUGCUCCCUGGGGAUAGCGACCCGCUGGUGGCCGUGUGGCGUCUUUCGUGA